Molecule: messenger RNA, 819 nt
Organism: Coprinopsis cinerea okayama7#130
Lineage: Eukaryota; Fungi; Basidiomycota; Agaricomycetes; Agaricales; Psathyrellaceae
Exons: 2
Coding region: 1-819 (272 amino acids)
Source: RefSeq, a predicted model, not a curated record
AUGACAGCUGAUCAGUUGGAACGGCGGAAAGCGAACAUGUCCAAGCUGAUGCGUCACCUCGGGGAAUCUAGAAUACCGCCAGAAUUAAUCAUGGCGCCUCCACAGAAGGAGGUGCGCUUGGAGGACCCGCUGUUCGCGCCGAGAGCUAAAAGUCUCGAUUUGCGACCUCUAUCAGGCGUCUUCGAGGAUGUGACAGAACCACUCACCCCCAAGCUCACAAGGGCUCGAUCUCUGGGGUUUCACAAACGAGGCCCCCAGGACGCCAUCGACCGCGACCAAUCUGACGACCAUCACGACUUGCAACGAAAGAUUAAACGAAACAGAAAGAUGACCAAGAUUUUCGGACCUGAAGUAACGCGCGAUCUGAUGACGAUACUGGCGGAAGAACGAGAGUCAAGGAGGGCGACACCCAUGCAAUCCAUUGCUGAGCCACCAACGCCUAUCGCUGAAGAGCCGCCUGUGCCCCGGACGGAUUCUAGGUCGGAAAUUGUUCGUUUGGCCUAUGAUGAAACGGACGAUGAGGAGAAGCCUCCCGCUGGAUCAAUACCACCGACACCAACCCCAGAUAGCCCGGCUGACGAUCAGCAAAGGAGAACGCAGAAAUUGGCCAAGUUCUUCGGCGUCGACCAAGGCGAUCUUUCUUCGACUAUGACAACCCCUGGCUCUCCCGAGACUCCACAGGCAACCGUAGUCCCUCUCACCGAGAUCGACGUGAAGAUAACUGGGAGAAGAUUCUGGGGCUCCCCAAUGAAGGCUGAGCUCAAGAACGCGCACAUGGCUGACGCAAUCCACCAGCUAAGAAGUUUGAAAGCAAGUUAA